Trypanosoma grayi is the source of this 462-nucleotide messenger RNA. RefSeq lists its product as hypothetical. NCBI's taxonomy places the organism in Eukaryota, Euglenozoa, Kinetoplastea, Trypanosomatida, Trypanosomatidae. The transcript has a single exon. The record is from RefSeq and is a predicted model, not a curated record. The coding region runs from base 1 to 462 and encodes 153 amino acids.
AUGCGUUAUGCACAUCGCGCUGCUAACGAACACCCCGCAUUGAGCGACCAGGUACAACAACAUGGCACAACACACCAGACACAGUCGCUACCAGAAAAGCCCCGCUUGGUGGCAUCAUCAGGUUCAAUAAUGGUCUCACCAGGUGUACUGCAAAGCCCCCCCCCCCCNCCCCCCGUCACUGAAGUCGGCGUUGCGUUUGUAUCGUUUGAAUUUUCCGAUUUGAGGAGCUUUCUUAGAGAAACUUCGCUUGGGGCGCUGCAUCUUCAACCACACCUUUUGGCCCCUCCUGGCCUGCCGCAUUCAUGCCGCCGUUGUGCUGCCGGAAGGGUGUGGUGUCUGUGGCGUCCUCUGGGCCUCCUCCGCACAAUCUGUUCGCAUUACUUUCACUUUGGCUUCUGUAGUGCAGUAUGCUGGCAUCAUUGGGCGCCGUCUGUGGCGCCAUAUUCGGUUUCACGCACCUGA